Molecule: messenger RNA, 1565 nt
Organism: Anguilla rostrata (American eel)
Lineage: Eukaryota; Metazoa; Chordata; Actinopteri; Anguilliformes; Anguillidae
Product: ADP-ribosylation factor-like protein 4D
Exons: 2
Coding region: 320-922 (200 amino acids)
Biological process (GO): intracellular protein transport; vesicle-mediated transport
Cellular component (GO): plasma membrane; cytoplasm
Molecular function (GO): GTPase activity; GTP binding
Source: RefSeq, a predicted model, not a curated record
UGUGUCCUCUCUUCUCCGCUUCACACCUCACCAGAAGAUAACGGGGACAGGAUGCGAGCGCAAUAUCGGCCGAACUCGAAUUUGGAUUUACUUGUGAACGUGGACAUACAUGGAUAUUUAAUCGCGUUGUAGAAGACGAUGUUGUGUUGGUCAAUACGAGAUACAUCUUAAGGUCUGCGGUGACUCCGGCCAGCUAACCCCCUGUCUGCCAGCACAACCUUUGAAGUAGGUGUGAAUGCCAUGAGCCAAUAAAUAGAAUCACCUUCCUCAAAAGAAGCUGCCACCUCACUGCUAACAAGGCCAGAAGACCCUGUCUGCCAUGGGGAACCAGCUGACGGAGAUUGCUCCUAACACUCCUUUCCUGCCAAACUUCCAGUGCUUGCAUGUGGUGGUCAUCGGCCUCGACGCCGCAGGCAAGACCUCCCUGCUGUACCGUCUGAAGCUGAGCGAGUUUGUGAAGACAAUCCCCACCAAGGGCUUCAACACAGAGAAAAUCAAGGUCGCGGUGGGCAACUCGCGCGCCAUCACCUUCCAGGUGUGGGACGUGGGCGGCCAGGAGAAGCUCCGCCCGCUGUGGAAGUCGUACACGCGGCGGACGGACGGCAUGGUCUUCGUGGUGGACUCCACCGAGGCCGAGCGCAUGGAAGAGGCCAAGGUGGAGCUGCACAAGAUCACCCGCACUUCGGAGAACCAGGGGGUUCCGGUGCUCCUGCUGGCCAACAAGCAGGACUUGACGUCUGCGCUGUCGGUGGCGGAGGUGGAAAAGGUGCUCGCCCUCCACGAACUGAGCGCCUCCACCCUGCACCACACGCAGGGCUGCAGCGCAGUCGACGGCCAGGGCCUGCAGCACGGCCUAGAGAAACUGUACGAAAUGAUUCUGAAGAGAAAGAAGAUGGUCAGACACAGCAAGAAGAAGAGAUGAACUAUCUUCUAUGGGCAGGGAUACCUGCAGAGUCAACCUUUUUUUUUAAACUGUCGAAGCCCAGCUAAGGUUCCUUUCAGAAAGAGGGAAUCUGGUGCAAGUGGCCAAACAAAGGAACACUUUCAGAUGACCCCAGGGUCAGGAGAAAUGGAUUUGUCCUUUAUGUGACAUGCAGUAUUGAACCUCCUUCUUCUGUAGCUAGUGUUUGCGGUGCAGCCGUUCUUUGUAUCUAAGGAAUAUGUGAAUGCUCGAAUAGGCUGUAGCAUCAACAGAAGUUAGCCCAGCACCAACAAGUCUGACAGACUUAUUUUAUUUUCCUUUCUACCAAACAGCUGCAUUGAGGAUAAUAGCUUAGAGAGAUAAUGGUUUUGCAGAAUCACAAGAAUAAUAAAACCACGUCAGUUCCCUUGGCUGUCUGAAAAGAUAACACAACUCAUUGGUUUGAGGCUGAAUGCCAGCACUGGUGUAUAAUGUGAGCCGCCACCAAGGUACUGUUUGUUGUUGUAGAUGUGGACUUAAUGCCAGAGGUAAAAUCCUGUCCAGUCACAGCUUGAGUUGUAUUUAAGAUAGCCAACUGUUUUUACAAUCUGUAAAUAUUUUGUAAUUCUUAUGAAUAAAUAAAUUAUUGAAGCCUUUGACAUAA